Messenger RNA from Penaeus indicus, 2638 nucleotides. RefSeq names its product zinc finger protein OZF-like. Gene Ontology annotation, molecular function: DNA-binding transcription repressor activity, RNA polymerase II-specific; RNA polymerase II cis-regulatory region sequence-specific DNA binding. Gene Ontology annotation, cellular component: nucleoplasm. Gene Ontology annotation, biological process: regulation of transcription by RNA polymerase II. The transcript has a single exon. NCBI's taxonomy places the organism in Eukaryota, Metazoa, Arthropoda, Malacostraca, Decapoda, Penaeidae. The record is from RefSeq and is a predicted model, not a curated record. Bases 1 to 1380 code for a protein of 459 amino acids.
AUGGAUGACUUUGAUGUGGAUAUGAAAAUACAUGAUAACACAAUGGAAUUCAUUGCUGUUAAGGAAGAAGGCACAGAAGAGAAUGGUAAGGAUGAAUACCAGAAUGUUAAGGAAGAAUUUAUUGAUGGUAGUGAAGAAGACACUACUAUUUAUAUAAAAACUGAAGAUGGAACUCUAGUGUCUAAAGAAGUCAGAAGUCUAAGUGAGGAAGCAUUUGAGAAUGAUUCAGUAGAGGAUUGUGAUGAAGAGAAUACUAUCUGUAUAAAGACUGAAGAUGAAAAUCUAGAAGGAGAAACUGUUGGGCAUUUUGAAGAUGGGAAUGCUAUCUUUAUAAUGGAAGAAGAGGAAGAUGCAAAAGAUGAAAAUUCAGUGUCAGAGAAAUUAAAAGGUUCUGAUGAAGAAGCAGCUGAAAUUUACCCAGAUAUUUAUAUGUCUGAUGAUGAAGAUCCCUUGUCAUUGAAGUCAGAGGAUCAUGUGAAUACAUGUUCCUCUGGUGGUCAGCGUGUACGAUCACUUAAGAAUGAGGCAAAAGGGAAACAUUCAUGUGACAUAUGUGGUAAGAGAUUCCCUAUUAUGAGUAGGCUUUUGCGUCACAUGAGGAUACAUAAAAAGGAGAAACCUGAUAACAGUGAAGUAUGCAAGCAAGUAUCUAAUGAAAAUGGUUUCUCGAAAUAUACAGACACAUGUACCAGUGAUGGGCCUUUCAUCUGUGACGUAUGUAAUAAGUCAUUCACCUUAAAAGAUGAUAUAGUGAUGCACAUGAGAAUACACAGAAAGGAGAAACCUUAUGUAUGUGAUGUAUGCAAUAAAGUAAUAUCUGGAAAAAGUGGUCUAGAGAAGCACAUGAGAGUACACACAAAGGAGAAACCUUAUAGCUGUGAGGUUUGCAGCAAGACAUUCUCUCAGAAACCCCAUCUAGAAUCCCAUAAGACUACUCACCUAAAAGUUAAACCUUUCAACUGUGAGGUAUGCCAAAAGCCAUUCUCCUGUAAAAGUAGUAUCAGGAAGCACAUGAGAUUACAUUCAGAUAAGAAACCUUUCAAUUGUGAAGUUUGUAAGAAGGCAUUCACGGUGAACUAUCAUCUAGUGGACCACAUGCGUGUACAUUCAGAGGAGAAGCCUUUUUCUUGUGAUAUGUGCACAAAGGCCUUUGCUAGGAAAGAUGAUUUAGCAAGACAUAUGAGAAUACAUACACAUGGGAAGCCUCAUAAUUGCAGUGUAUGUAGUAAAUCAUUCACACGGAAACACAGUCUAAGGGUGCACAUGAGGUUACAUACAAAAGAAAAACCUUACAGUUGCGCCACAUGUAGUAAGGCUUUCUCAGAGAAACGUAAGCUAGCUAAGCACUUAGAAGUACAUGCAAAAGAAAGAGCCUUAUAAUUGAGAAAUAUGUAACAGAACUUUCUUUUAACCACUUUGUGGUGAAUUUCAUAAAAUUACACCAAUAUUUAAGGCCAUUUAUUAAUGAAAGAGGUGUAAUGGAGCAUUUUCAUAGGAAAUAGCACUAGUAGUACAUGACUUUACAUUUCAUUCCUUUGAAGGUCCCUUGGGAUACUUAUAUUACAGUGACAGAGGACAUGUAUUUUGGUGUCAGCUACAUCAAAACCCAGCCAUGUCCCCUUUUCCUUCUGUAAGCACAUGAUUUGGAACAUGUGUCCUUUGUUCUUUAAAUCAACUACAAGGAAAGUUGUAAAAUACUGUAUAUGGAAAGUAAAAUAAAUGGAAUGUGAAAUAUUUGAAUGACAUAAAAAUUUGUUGAUAAAUCCAUUAUAAAGAUGAUUAUGACUUUUGAUAACCUUUUCAUAAUAUUUUUAGCAAUAGUUCUAUUGUGCUAUGUUAUUGAGUCUACAUAUUACUUGUUUUUUGGAGUACUUAUUUAUGCUUUCCACUCAUGACUGCUGAGCUAUAAUUGACAUAAGGAGGUCCUGCCAGGAAUUGUUAAUGGGUAGCAUAGUGAUAUGUUUUCCUGUCAGUUAACAGCUUUACCCUACUUAUAUUCUGACAAUUUAGAUUGGUUCCUUCUUGAAAUUGUAUUGCUAGAAAGGAGUAUAGGCUCAGUCUGGCCAGAAUACACUGAUGGUUUUUUAUAGCUGAUUAUGAUGUUAUCUUUCACUUGUUUAAAAUUUUAUCCCAAUGCUGCCAAGUACAUCUAGUGUCCUUUAUAGUAAUAUUUUGUGAAUUGUGUUUGCAUGUAAAUAGCUCCACAAGUGUUCAGCUGCCAAGGAGUCAAUGAAUAGACCUUCGUGAUCUCCCCUACUUUCCCCCUUUCCUUGAGUUUUUGAGAAAAAAAUCUAAUGUUAUUGGUAAUGAUACUGUUAUUAUCAUUAUUGAAUUAUGAUUGUUAUAAUCCUAUUAGCUCAAUUGAAAAUAAUUAAUAGCUGAACUAGGUAUGAUUAGUAAUUGACUUCUUGGUAGUUAAGCACACGCGGAGCCAUUUAUGUGUAGACACAAUUAAGUAACUAAAAACACAAUGGACAUACCAUGUACCUACAUGCAUCCCUGUUGGCAUUGGCUUAAAAAUCACCCAAAGUGAAUGUGCAGCACAAGUACUAUAGUGUAUACAUGUCAUUAUGAAAUGAUUUAUUCUCACAUACUUUUUUGUACAAUGGUUGUAAUAAACGUAUACUUUUUUUUAAAA